GCAACGAACACAGCCACCGUUUCUGCAUGUUGGCUACAUUAUUGCGAGACCUGUAUUAACUCUCGACACAUACUGUUCGACCGAUUAUUACGUAUUCAAGACUAUCUACGAUGGCUCUCGCCUGGAAACGCUUGAUCAGAUUCGAAGCUACCGAUGGCCGUGUUUUAAAAGGAGAACCGAUCCUACCAGAUGAAGAGAUUGAUCUUGGCUUCAUAACCGAGAAAGAUGACCUCAAAGCCCGCGUCCUUUCUGGUGAUGACUAUCUCGACACGACAGGUAAAACGACCAUCACGGACGAGAUAGCCACAGUGAGAAAGAUUUUAGGACCGUUUGCGCAGAGCGACGUGCCCAUUCUUCGGUGUGUAGGGUUGAAUUAUCAAAAGCACAUCAAAGAAGCAGGGAGAAAACCACCGCCGUUCCCGUUCAUCUUUUUCAAGCCAAAUACUACUAUUCAGGAUCACAAUGCACCUAUAGAGAUUCCUAAGGUCUGCCAGAAUGACCAGGCAGACUAUGAAGGAGAACUGUCCUUCAUCAUCGGAAAAGACGCAAAGAACAUCCCACUAGAAAAUGCACUUGAAUAUAUUGCCGCAUAUACUGCUGGGAAUGAUAUAUCUUCACGUAAGUUACAGCGAGAUCCAGCCUACGCCGGCGUGGUGCCACAAUGGGGGUUUUCGAAAGGAUUCGACCACUACGCUCCACAUGGCCCGGUUCUAAUUUCAAGUGAGCUCGCCAAGGAUCCAAAAGAGCUUCAUUUGAAAACCAUCGUCGACGGUGAGGUGCGACAGGAUGAGAGAAUUUCUGAUCUCCUCUUCGACUGUGCCUAUAUAGUCCACUAUCUAUCGCAAGGAACCACCCUGCAAAAGGGGAGUGUUAUUAUGACGGGUACUCCAGGAGGAGUCGGAGCGGGGUUUAAUCCGCCAAAGUGGCUCGUCCCCGGCACGCAGGUAGAUGUGUGGAUUAGUAAAAUUGGAACACUGAGGAACACUGUUGUCUUUGAGUAGAGAGAGAGAGAGAUAUAUAUAUAUAUAUAAAAUAGAUGAAGUUCUCUACAUAGACCGUCUUUUUCG
This is a messenger RNA of Talaromyces proteolyticus, 1067 nucleotides long. RefSeq names its product fumarylacetoacetate hydrolase family protein. Gene Ontology annotation, molecular function: catalytic activity. The transcript has 4 exons. Bases 111 to 1001 code for a protein of 296 amino acids. Lineage: Eukaryota; Fungi; Ascomycota; Eurotiomycetes; Eurotiales; Trichocomaceae. The record is from RefSeq and is a predicted model, not a curated record.